UAGGCUGUGUACACAAGUAAAGAGCCAGAGGGAGAAAGAGCUAGUGAGAGAAAUUGGUAGUGAGAGAAAAUGGGAAGAGAGGGGUUUGUAAGUGACUAUGAGCACCAAAACAAGGUUGAGAAGCCAAAGAGAAAUAAGUAUGCUCUUGCUUGUGCUUUUCUUGCCUCCAUGACCUCCAUAUUACUAGGCUAUGACAUCGGAGUGAUGAGCGGCGCAGUUAUCUUCAUCAAGGAAGACCUCCGAAUCAGCGAUGUAGAGGUCGAGAUCCUGGUUGGUUCCCUCAACAUAUACUGCCUCAUUGGCUCUUUUGCUGCUGGCCGCACCUCUGACUGGAUCGGCCGUCGCUACACCAUCGUCUUCGCCAGUGCCAUUUUCUUCGUCGGCGCUCUCAUGAUGGGCUUCGCUCCCAAUUAUGCUUUCCUAAUGGCCGGUCGUGUUGUGGCUGGGAUUGGCGUCGGUUAUGCCUUGAUGAUUGCACCAGUGUACACAGCAGAGGUGGCGCCGGCAUCGUGUCGCGGUUUCCUUACCUCUUUUCCCGAGGUUUUCAUCAAUGCGGGCAUUCUUUUUGGAUAUGUGUCGAAUUUCGCAUUCGAGAGGCUGCCGCUGCACCUCGGCUGGCGGACGAUGCUCGGAGUAGGGGCUAUACCUUCGGUAUUCAUGGGGGUGGCGGUGCUGGCGAUGCCGGAGUCACCGCGGUGGCUCGUCUUGCAGGGAAAGCUGGGUGCUGCUAAGAAGGUCUUGCUCAAGACUUCGGACACACCGGAAGAAGCACUACUCCGCCUCUCUGACAUCAAGCUGGCUGCUGGGAUCCCUGAAACUGCCGACGACGAGAUCGUUUCAGUGCCAAAGCACCACCACGGAGAGGGUGUCUGGAAGGAACUCCUCUUGCGUCCCACCCCAGCCGUCCGGCGGAUCAUGAUCGCAGCUGUAGGCAUACAUUUCUUCCAACAGGCCUCUGGCAUCGACGCUGUCGUCCUCUACAGCCCUCGGGUAUUUAAGAAGGCCGGUAUAACGGAUAAUAGUCAACUCCUCGGAGCCACAGUUGCUGUUGGAUUCACAAAGACCAUCACCAUCCUUAUAGCCACUUUCAUGCUAGAUAAAGUGGGUAGGAGGCCACUGCUUCUUACUAGUGUUGGAGGAAUGAUAAUUUCUCUCUGUGGUCUCGGCUUCGGCCUAACCAUGAUAACGAACAGUGAUGAGAAGUUAGUUUGGGCCAUUGCCAUCUGCAUUGCCACUGUUCUCCUCUUUGUCACUUUUUUCUCGAUCGGUAUGGGACCGAUCACAUGGGUUUACAGUUCUGAGAUUUUCCCAUUGAGGCUUCGAGCUCAAGGGGCAAGCAUUGCGGUCGCGGUGAACCGGGUGGUGAGCGGUGUGCUAACAAUGUCCUUCAUAUCUCUUUAUAAGGCCAUCACCAUAGGGGGGAGCUUCUUCUUGUUUGCAGGAAUUGCUAGUGUUGCAUUCUGCUUCUUCUUCUUCUUUUUGCCUGAGACCAAGGGCCGGAAUCUCGAGGAAAUCAUCGAAUUGUUUGAAAAGAAAAAAGUGGGGCUCCCGCCGGCACCUCCACAGACAGAGGCGGCCAGUGGGGCCAAUCGAUCGAUCGAACUUGCGAAUGGUAAUAGUAAAUAGACACCCUUGCUUAGUUUUCCUCUACUUGAUAUGGUGUUCUUGGAGAGGAAAAAGUAGAUGAGCUGAAAUGCACCAUGGUGAGAAUCGAACCCCCCGACCUCCAGUAGAAGAUGGCGGUAGAAGAUGGCGAAGGUUCGGCUUCCAAGCAUUGGUGGUUUUGAUACUAAGGAUUACUAAUAUGAUUGAGAAGAAACAUGAAUAGUUUAAGUUUCAGUUAUCUCAAUGUCUGAAUCUCUAUUACUCAUAGAUAGAGUAAACUUUGAAGGGAAGAAGGAUAUCCCUUGGAAAAGGGGGGAAAGGGAUAGAAGAAUGAGAGAGAUUGUGGGAAUUGAAGAUGGAUGCAAAUGGUUGAAUAUUGUACUACAAGGACCAAAUGGCUAUGUUAAUUGUUGGGCAGCAAUAAGCCCUUUGUGUGAAACAAGUAUAAAGCUUGCAUGAUUUAUACUUC
Molecule: messenger RNA, 2074 nt
Organism: Amborella trichopoda
Lineage: Eukaryota; Viridiplantae; Streptophyta; Magnoliopsida; Amborellales; Amborellaceae
Product: polyol transporter 5
Biological process (GO): transmembrane transport
Cellular component (GO): membrane
Molecular function (GO): carbohydrate:proton symporter activity
Source: RefSeq, a predicted model, not a curated record